Molecule: messenger RNA, 390 nt
Organism: Trypanosoma theileri
Lineage: Eukaryota; Euglenozoa; Kinetoplastea; Trypanosomatida; Trypanosomatidae
Exons: 1
Coding region: 1-390 (129 amino acids)
Source: RefSeq, a predicted model, not a curated record
AUGCCCAAAGUGCGAGACACUUCCAUGAUCGUUGUGGGUGCCCUCGGGUUCGUUGCUGUUGCAGCUGGCGGCCUCGGUACCCACGUGCUUGAUCCGUACCUGACGCCCGAAGAAAAGAAGGCCUGGGGUCUGGCAAUGCAGUUUAACCUUGUUCACGCUGCCGCGCUAAUGGCCGUUUUCGCGACCCUGAAGAAUGUGGACCCCGACAGCUCCGCCUCAAGGAACCUUACUCGCUCCUUCUAUCUAUUACUCGCCGGAACCGUACUUUUUGCAGGUUCUAUCUACGCAAUGUGUCUUGGCGCACCGCCAAAAACAGUGGGUCCCUUGACGCCCGUUGGUGGCAUAACUCUGAUGUUGGGAUGGAUUUUCACUGCGUUAGCAGGCUUCUAA